Messenger RNA from Penicillium cinerascens, 498 nucleotides. RefSeq lists its product as uncharacterized. The transcript has a single exon. NCBI's taxonomy places the organism in Eukaryota, Fungi, Ascomycota, Eurotiomycetes, Eurotiales, Aspergillaceae. The record is from RefSeq and is a predicted model, not a curated record. Bases 1 to 498 code for a protein of 165 amino acids.
AUGGAGACAGCAACCACACUCUCCGCCCUGAAGGGCGAAAAGCUGAAGGACACGCCUCAAUGGAGGACGUGGUUUGCUCGCAUCAAACUGUAUGCGAAGCAAAAGAAGGUCUGGGACCUCUGUAACCCAGAUACCAAUAUCGACGAUCUUCCGGACCCGCUCGAGGAGCCAGAGGAACCCGAAUACCCUGACGAAGGAGAUUCCAACGACAAGAAGGAAUGGAGAGACCUGAUGGACAUCUAUAAGAUCAGGUACAACAAGUGGGAGAAGCAGGCGAAGGGCCUAGAUGACGUGAAUGAGUAUAUCAUUACGUAUCUGGAUGCUAUCCACCACCUCUCUCUGCUUGAUUUUGAGACUCCGUAUGAGCGUCUGGUCUAUCUCCAGGGUCGGUUUGCUCGGUCGUCAUCCUAUAGGGAGGAAGUCCGUAUGAAAUGGAAGACAUUCGCGUCGCAAAAGCCACCGAAAGGAGCGGAUGUCGAAGCAUGGCUAACGACAUAG